CCCGUCUCCUCCCUCCUGCCUUCCCUCCCUCCCCGCCUCCCUCCACGGUGUUUCCCCUCCCGCAGCGGCCGCUUCGGCUUGUUUUUGCGCGCGGAUGGAACUGAGCUGCGGCGUUGCGGGGAGGAAAGGCGGCGGAGGAGGCUCCACCAUCGGCGGCAACAGCAGCGGCAGCGGCGGCGGCGGCGGCGGCGGGCAAACGACGGCCACGCCGGCCAACCUCGCGUCUUCCUCCUCCUCCUCCACCGCCGCCGGGCUUCUGAUGGACGGCGAGAGUCCCUGCGAGGACUACGAGAGCCUGCCCAACAACGCCUCCCUCUACACGCAUAUGACGGCCGGGGCGGUGGCCGGCAUCCUGGAGCACACGGUCAUGUAUCCCGUGGACUCCGUCAAGACUCGGAUGCAGAGUUUGCAACCCGACCCCAAAGCUCAGUACCGGAGCGUCUUUGAGGCCUUGAGGAAGAUCGUCCGCACGGAAGGCCUCUGGAGGCCUCUGCGAGGAAUUAACGUCACCGUCAUCGGAGCUGGCCCAGCCCAUGCCUUGUAUUUUGCCUGCUACGAAAAAAUGAAACGCACUUUAAGUGACAUUAUUCAACAUGGAGGCAACAGCCACCUGGCCAACGGCAUGGCUGGGAGUAUGGCUACCCUUCUUCACGAUGGUGUCAUGAAUCCAGCAGAAGUCGUGAAGCAGCGCAUGCAGAUGUACAACUCUCCGCACAAGACAGUCAUGGAGUGCAUCCGGACGGUGCAUCGGACGGAAGGCUUGGGUGCCUUUUAUCGCAGCUACAGCACCCAGCUCACCAUGAACAUCCCUUUUCAAGCCAUCCAUUUUAUCACCUACGAGUUCAUGCAGGAGCAGAUCAACCCCCAGCGACAGUACCACCCUCGCUCGCACAUCGUUUCGGGCGCUGUGGCAGGAGCCGUGGCAGCAGCUGCAACCACUCCCUUGGAUGUUUGCAAGACUUUGCUCAACACCCAGGAGAACCUGGUGUUGAGUUCUGUCAACAGCGGGCACCUCUCUGGCAUGGCCAACGCCUUUAGGACAGUCUAUCAACUGGGAGGGGUCACUGGGUAUUUUAAGGGAGUCCAAGCGCGUGUGAUCUAUCAGAUGCCUUCGACGGCCAUCGCCUGGUCAGUCUAUGAAUUUUUCAAGUACAUCCUUACCAAACGCCAAUUAAAGAAAGGAGCUCCUUGUUGAUGGAUCACCGUAGCAACUGAAGACAAAAUUUUGAGCAACUGCAGAUAAAUUUCUGAAGAAGCUGUUGGCCUCUCUCCCUCCCUCCCUCCCUCUCUCUCAUACUCCCACCCUCUCUUUUUUCUCUCUCCCUCCCUCUCUCUCUC
Molecule: messenger RNA, 1338 nt
Organism: Thamnophis elegans (Western terrestrial garter snake)
Lineage: Eukaryota; Metazoa; Chordata; Lepidosauria; Squamata; Natricidae
Gene: SLC25A37
Product: solute carrier family 25 member 37
Exons: 4
Coding region: 95-1195 (366 amino acids)
Biological process (GO): iron import into the mitochondrion
Cellular component (GO): mitochondrial membrane
Molecular function (GO): ferrous iron transmembrane transporter activity
Source: RefSeq, a predicted model, not a curated record